CGCACGUAGCAACACGAGAGCGCGGCCGGUGGCUUAUCAUACAGAUGCAGCUUCCUUCUUCAGCCAACACUCCUCCUCUCUCAUAUUCUCACACACUCCCUCCUCUUGUCAGCCCUCUACUCUCCUUCAGAUUCCUCAUCCAGCCAAUCAGCAGGCUUAGUGGGGGCAGGGCGUAGCAAAAAGACCAUUCCAGUGCAGAGCUGUAACAUCUCCCUAGAGCUAACCGGGAGCUAGCAACUGAGAGGGGAGAGGCAGAGUAAAAGCUAGCCUGUGUGUGUGUUUGCGUGUGUGUGUGUGAGAGAGAGAGAGAGAGGCGGUGAGUGCUGCGUGUCGCAGACUAGCAGGCACAGCUACCGGACCUUUUUCCCUUUAACCUUGCCUUGCCCAGCUGCUCAGCUCAGGCCUGCUGCUUCUUUCACUCCAGGUUGGACAGAUCAGUGAGGGGGGGAGAGGAGUAAACUUGCACAAGGCCUCCUUCUUUCACAGGCUCUAUUCUGAGAAGCUGACGGCUCCUGGCCAGGAUGAUAGCGGCUCAGCUUCUGGCCUACUACUUCACCGAGCUGAAGGAUGAUCAGCUCAAGAAGAUUGAUAAGUACCUUUACUCCAUGCGUUUCUCUGACGAGACGCUGAAGGACAUCAUGGGCCGUUUCCGUAGAGACAUGGAGUACGGACUCGGCCGUGACACGAAUCCCACAGCGACGGUGAAGAUGCUGCCCACCUUCGUUAGGUCCAUCCCUGAUGGAUCAGAAAAGGGAGACUUCAUAGCUCUUGAUCUUGGUGGAUCAAACUUUCGGAUCUUGCGUGUCAAAGUGACACAGGACAAGAAGCAGCCAGUUCAGAUGGAGAGCCAGGUCUACGAAACUCCUGAUGACAUCAUCCAUGGGAGUGGGACACAGCUCUUUGACCAUGUCGCUGAGUCCCUGGGUGAUUUUAUGGAGAAACAAAAAAUUAAGGAUAAAAGAUUACCUGUGGGAUUUACGUUCUCAUUCCCGUGUGUCCAAUCCAAACUGGAUGAGGCCAUCCUUGUGACUUGGACAAAGAAAUUUAAGGCUAAUGGUGUAGAGGGAAUGGAUGUUGUGAAACUUCUCAACAAGGCAAUUAAGAAACGAGGGGACUAUCAGGCAGACAUCAUGGCAGUGGUGAACGACACAGUUGGCACCAUGAUGACAUGUGGAUUUGAUGAUCAGCGUUGUGAAGUGGGAAUCAUUAUAGGAACGGGGACAAACGCCUGCUACAUGGAGGAACUGCGUCACAUUGAUCUGGUGGAAGGCGACGAAGGCCGGAUGUGCAUUAACACGGAAUGGGGGGCUUUUGGGGAUGACGGCUCUUUGGAAGACAUUCGUACAGAAUUUGAUCGAGAGAUUGACAGAGGUUCCCUCAACCCUGGAAAGCAAUUGUUUGAGAAGAUGGCCAGUGGAAUGUACAUGGGAGAGCUGGUUCGACUCAUCCUGGUGAAGAUGGCCAAGGAGGGGCUUCUGUUUGAAGGAAGAAUCACUCCUGAGCUUCUGACCAAAGGAAAGAUCGAAACAAAGCAUGUCUCUGCCAUAGAGAAGACUAAAGAAGGACUGAAGAAAUGUAUGGAAAUCCUGACCAGACUUGGUGUGGAGCCAUCAGAUGAAGAUUGCCUGGCCGUCAGGCAUGUAUGCACCAUUGUGUCCUUCCGCUCUGCAAAUCUGAUUUCUGCGACUCUGGGAGCUAUCCUCUCACGCCUAAAGGACAACAAAGGAGUUGCACGCCUUCGCACUACUGUGGGAAUCGAUGGUUCUCUCUACAAAAUGCAUCCUCAAUACGCCCGGCGCUUGCACAAGACCGUUCGUCGUUUGGUUCCAGACUCUGAUGUUCGCUUCCUGCUGUCUGAAAGUGGGAGUGGCAAAGGUGCUGCCAUGGUGACAGCAGUGGCCUACCGUUUGACCGACCAGGCGCGCCAGAUUCAGGAGACUUUGGCAGAGUUCAGGCUGAGCAAAGGUCAACUGCUGGAGGUGAAGAAACGCAUGAGAAUGGAAAUCGAAAGAGGCCUGAAGAAGGAGACCCACAAGGAGGCGACAGUCAAAAUGCUGCCUACAUUUGUUCGGAGUACACCAGAUGGAACAGAAAAUGGAGAUUUUCUAGCUCUGGAUCUUGGAGGAACAAACUUCCGUGUACUUUUGGUGAAGAUUCGCAGUGGGAAGAAGCGCACAGUAGAAAUGCAUAACAAAAUCUACGCCAUUCCCAUAGAAGUCAUGCAGGGCACAGGAGAGGAGCUUUUUGACCACAUUGUGCAUUGCAUCUCCGACUUCCUGGACUACAUGGGAAUGAAAAGCGCUCGACUGCCGCUGGGUUUCACCUUCUCUUUCCCCUGUCACCAGACCAGCCUGGAUGCAGGUAUCCUGGUAACCUGGACAAAAGGCUUCAGGGCAACAGACUGUGAAGGUGAAGAUGUUGUGGAGCUUCUCCGAGAAGCAAUCAAAAGAAAAGAGGAGUUUGAGCUGGAUGUGGUUGCCAUAGUGAACGACACCGUGGGAACGAUGAUGACCUGUGCGUACGAAGAGCCAACGUGUGAAGUCGGACUGAUUGCAGGCACAGGAAGUAACGCCUGCUACAUGGAGGAGCUGAAGAACAUUGAAAUAGUGGGAGGCACUGAGGGUCGAAUGUGUGUCAACAUGGAGUGGGGGGCGUUUGGAGAUAACGGCUGUCUGGACGACAUCAGAACAAAAUAUGAUCAGGCAGUGGACGAAAACUCACUCAACGAAGGAAAACAGAGAUAUGAGAAGAUGUGCAGUGGAAUGUAUUUGGGAGAAAUCGUGCGGCAGAUUUUGAUUGAUCUGACGAAGCGUGGUUUCCUCUUCCGAGGACAGAUUUCAGAGACACUGAAGACUCGCGGCAUCUUUGAGACCAAAUUUCUGUCACAAAUAGAAAGCGAUCGUCUGGCGCUGCUGCAGGUCAGAGCGAUUCUGCAGCAGCUGGGACUCGACAGCACCUGUGACGACAGUAUUAUCGUUAAGGAGGUGUGUGGAACGGUGUCCCGCCGCGCCGCUCAGAUCUGCGGAGCCGGAAUGGCCGCCGUGGUGGACAAGAUCCGUGAGAACCGAGGACUGGACCACUUGGACAUCACCGUGGGUGUGGACGGCACGCUCUACAAGCUGCACCCACACUUCUCUCGGAUCUUCCACCAGACAGUAAAAGAACUUGCCCCUAAAUGUGAUGUUAACUUCCUGCUGUCGGAGGACGGCAGUGGAAAGGGAGCUGCUCUCAUCACUGCCGUGGGCUGCCGCCAGAGGGAGCUAGACGCCCAGCAACACUGAGCCGCUCUGUCCCGUUUGUCCACCACGACUUCCUGCUGAUCUCUUCUCACUUGCACAGCCUGAAUCCAUUUCCCCCCAUCGCCAGCCGUGACUCCACCUCUGCCCCACCUGCAGCCAGAGACGUGCUCCACGCAUAGUUUUAAAACCGAAGAUGCAGAUAUUUAUAACUCCAGAGGCUUUAUUAUUUCCCUGUUUGUAUAUUUCCCUUCAUAGAAUAACUCUAAGCUCCUUAGGUGUGCAAUAUUUGUGUCGCUGAUUUUAUUUUUAUAUGGAGGCAAAUAUUUAACUGUUUAUACAGCCACUUUAGAUCCAAGGAUUUUGCGCCAUAAACUAGCAAAUGUGUGCACUUUUUAUAUGAGCGAUACAGCAGAAGCGUUUCAUGUAAUUUACAAAUUAAAAAAUGAAUGACGAAACUUGUUUUCAACAGGUUCAAACAGCUUUACAAGGACAGGCUAAAUUCACUGCACAAACACAAAAUCCUACCAAGUAUUUUUUCUCUACUUUCUAGUGAACAAUGGAAAUGAGUCAGAACUAACAUCAACCAAAUUUUAUUCGUAUGGAAGCAACAAGGUGUUUUAAAGUGCUUUACAUCAUAAAACACAAAAAUACAAAGACAUAGAACAAACAGUCAUUAAUUGAAGCAUUACAUUUUCUCAUUGUUAUCAAUGUUUCAUUGAUUAUUAAUCAAAAGCAACUCUAAACAGGUUUCAGUCUAGAUUUAAAGGAACUCAGUGUUUCGGCUGUUUUGCAGAUUUCUGGAAGUUUGUUCCAGAUUUGUGAUGGACAGAAGCUGAAUGCUGCUACUCCAUGUUUGGUUCUGGUUCUGAUGACAUAGAGCAGACCAGAACCAGAACCAGAACACCUGGGUGGUCUGGAAGGUUGCUAUGACAACGGCAGAACUUUAGCGUUCUGUGGUGCUAAUCCAUUCAGUGAUUUAUAAACUGAUAGCAGUAUUUUAAAAUCUAAACUUUUAAGCAAGAUAUAGCAGCUUAUUUUAACUCAAUAAUUUCUUAAUAUGAAUAAAAAUAUUGUGGGAGAUUAUUUCACUUAUAACAAAACAUUUUUCAUAUAAUAAGUUAAAUAAUUUCCCAGUGGAACUACACUACUAAAACAACAAAAUCUUAGUAUUGUUGGUUUAGUUUUUAGUAAAAAUAUCUUAGUGAACUUGAAAUAAGACAAAACUAACUUACAUGUAACUUUUUAGCAAGAUAUAGAGGCUUGUUUUAAGUACAUAACUCCUUGAGUGGAACAAGCAAAAAUGCUUGUUCCAUUGGCAGAUUAUUUCACCUAUAACAUGACAUUUUUCCAUUUUAUAAGUUAAUUUACCUGGCAAUGGAACUAGGACAUUUUUUAAUCAAUAUUAAGGAAUUAUUUACUUAAAUAAGCCCCUAUAUCUUGUUGAAAAGUUACUUUCAAGUCAGCUCGUAUUAUUUCAAGUGUAUUAAGACAUCUACACUAGAAACUGGACCAAAAUCACUUGGUAAGAUUUUGUGCUUUUGCAGUGUAGUAGUUUGUCAUCAAUAUUAAGGAAUUGGCUUAAAACAAACUCAUGAUAUUGUUGAAAAGUUCGUUUUGAGUUCUGCACUUGAAAGCAGAGUUAAAAACACUUAGUAGGACUUAGUGUUUUUUGCAGUGUUAGGGUCAAAUGCAAGAGUCACGGCUGUUCUAAUCAUUGUAUUUCUAUGUGCAACAUGCUCACAUGACGUGUUUAGGCUACUAACCUGUUUGUGUAACUGUCAUUGUCACUAACAUGUUUUAAUCACAUCACGUUUUCCUGCAGGGUGGACAAGGUAGAAAAACCCACGUUUUAGAAUAUGUUAUUGGUAUUUGUUCUUUACUUUUGCUGUUGUGAUGAAUCUAAAUUCUAUUCAUCGUGUGUGCAAAGAAUAAAUGUUUAUUGGGUCCUAACGAGAGAGGAUUUAAGAGCGCUUCUGUGUGUAGUUGUGGCUGAGUGUCGGUGUGUCCUACUGUGAUGACCUGUAGCUUUCAGUGUUCGAAGCUCUGUGGAGAUUGCAUGCCUUACAUCAACCGAAAAAACAGUACUGAAUCCCUUUGUUUAUUUUUACUGCACUUAAAGACUUGUGACCAACACAUCCACCUGCACCUCAUUAAAUUAUGUUCUCUUGUGGAGUAAA
Messenger RNA from Gambusia affinis (western mosquitofish), 5416 nucleotides. Its product is annotated as hexokinase-1. The record is from RefSeq and is a predicted model, not a curated record. NCBI's taxonomy places the organism in Eukaryota, Metazoa, Chordata, Actinopteri, Cyprinodontiformes, Poeciliidae. Gene Ontology annotation, biological process: glucose 6-phosphate metabolic process; glycolytic process; intracellular glucose homeostasis. Gene Ontology annotation, molecular function: D-glucose binding; ATP binding; glucokinase activity. Bases 522 to 3281 code for a protein of 919 amino acids. Gene Ontology annotation, cellular component: cytosol; mitochondrion. The transcript has 18 exons.